AACAAGUGAUGCAGGUCAUGUGACCAGCUGCCGUCUCUUUAUUAAGUCUUUUUUCGUCUUCAGGUCACUUUUUUUAGGUACAGGAGCAACAUGGUUCAAUCCCUUCAGAUCGUCUGCCUCCUAUUCCUCACCCUCUACACAGCAGAUGGCUUCCUGUUUUAUGGGGAGGAACGCUGUGUAUUUAACUCAACUGAGCUGAAGGACAUCGAGUACAUCGCCUCCCUCUAUUACAACAAAUUGGAAAUACUCCGCUUCAGCAGCACCUUGGGGAGGUUUGUUGGAUACACCGAGCUUGGUGUUCGCAACGCCGACAGAUGGAACUCAGAUCCCGACUUUAUAGAACGCAUGAAAAGCCAAAAGGAGGUGUACUGUAAACACAACAUUGAUGUUUACUACCAGGCUGCGCUCACCAAGUCAGUCAAACCUUCCGUCAGACUUCACUCAGAGUCGCCUCCUGGUGACCAACACGCCGCCAUGUUGGUGUGCAGCGUCUACGACUUCUACCCCAAGCUCAUCCGGGUCACCUGGCUGAGAGACGGACAGGAAGUCACGUCGGAUGUCACCUCCACCGACGAGCUGGCUGAUGGGGAUUGGUACUACCAGGUCCACUCUCACCUGGUCUACAAACACAGGUCUGGAGAGAAAAUCUCCUGCAUGGUGGAACAUGCCAGUCUCCAGGAACCGCUGCACACCGACUGGGAUCCGUCACUCUCCAAGUCAGAGACCAACCAGUUGGCCAUUGGGGCAUCAGGACUGGUUCUGGGGCUGGUCUUGUUCCUGGGUGGCUUUGUGUACUACCGCAGGAAGUGUUCAGGACGCAUUCUGGUUCCCACCAACUAAACCUGGUCCUGGAUCAGCCUCCUUCCGCAACCCGAUGAUUGGUUGUUCUUCAUUAAUUAGAUUAUUUGACAAUAAUGACACAUUACUAUCACCCUGGGACAAGCUCCUACUUUCUAUGCGCCAUCUUUAUUGUACUUUACCAGAUGGGUUUAUGAGCUUUGCUUUUCUUAAUAAAAUUGCAGGAAGUGUU
Dunckerocampus dactyliophorus (ringed pipefish) is the source of this 1030-nucleotide messenger RNA. Its product is annotated as H-2 class II histocompatibility antigen, E-S beta chain-like. The record is from RefSeq and is a predicted model, not a curated record. Gene Ontology annotation, biological process: antigen processing and presentation of exogenous peptide antigen via MHC class II; immunoglobulin production involved in immunoglobulin-mediated immune response; peptide antigen assembly with MHC class II protein complex. NCBI's taxonomy places the organism in Eukaryota, Metazoa, Chordata, Actinopteri, Syngnathiformes, Syngnathidae. Gene Ontology annotation, cellular component: membrane; MHC class II protein complex. The coding region runs from base 91 to 840 and encodes 249 amino acids. Gene Ontology annotation, molecular function: MHC class II protein complex binding. The transcript is spliced from 6 exons.